CGCUCCAUCGACAGACCUUGGACAGAUCAUUUUUGGUUCGGUACGAAACCCGAAAGUGAAAUAAAAACCUUCAAAAUGAACGCUAUUUUGCUUUUGUUGCUCCUAUUUGGAGUUGCUUAUGGUAGUGAUGUUAUAGAGCUAUCAGACUCAGAUUUCGAUGACCAUGUUCAAGAUGCUGAAUUGAUAUUGGUGGAAUUUUUUGCUCCAUGGUGUGGUCACUGUAAGAGACUGGCACCCGAGUACGAAACUGCUGCCACAAAACUUCAGAGGGAAAGUCCACCAAUCCCUUUGGCAAAGGUUGACUGCACAGAAAGCGGGAAGCAAUCAUGUGGUAAACAUGGUGUAUCUGGAUACCCAACUCUUAAAGUCUUCCGUAAAGGAUCACCAUCUGACUACCAAGGACCCAGAGACUCCGCUGGCAUUGUCACAUACAUGAAGAAGCAGGCUGGACCAAAGUCUACCGUCAUUACAUCAGAAGAACAAUUAAAUAAUAUUCUCUCUGAAACUGAAUUCGCAGUGACUGUUGGUUUUUUUACCGAUGAAUCUAGCAGUGAAUAUAAAGAAUUCAAGAAACUGUCUAAUGCACUCUUUGAGGAAUUCAGAUUUGCUUACACCCUGGACUCUGGUCUUGCUGAUAAAUACUCUGGAGUUGGUAAAGUCAUCAUAUUCAGACCUUCAAAACUAAACAAUAAAUUUGAAGAUAGUCAGAUGGUGUAUGAUGGACCUAUCAACAAGAAUGAGAUGGAGAAAUUCGUCAAAAGUAGUAUCCAUGGAUUGUGUGGUGUGAUGACACCAGAUAAUGAAGCCCAGUUUGCCAAUUUGAGGCCACUCUUGACUGCUUAUUACGAUGUGGACUAUACGCGUAAUGUAAAAGGAACCAAUUAUUGGAGAAACAGAGUAAUGAAAGUUGGUAAAGAAUUUGCGGGUCAGAUCUACCUUUCCAUCGCAUCAGCAGAAAGUUUUCGUCGCCAGCUGGAUGACUAUGAUAUUAGCCCCAUCAAAGGUGAACAAGCUCCAAAAGUUGUUAUUCAGGGAUCAAAGGGCGAAAAGUUUGUCAUGUCAGAGAAUUUCUCAUUAACAACGUUACGAACAUUCAUCCAGGCUUUCGUGGAUGGAGAGUUGGAGCCAUAUAUCAAGAGUGAACCUAUACCAGCCUCCAAUGAUGGCCCAGUUAAGGUGGUUGUCGGUAAAACCUUUGAUGAAAUAGUUAAUGAUGAAACAAAAGACGUCCUUAUUGAGUUCUAUGCUCCUUGGUGUGGACAUUGUAAGAGCUUGGAACCAAAAUACAAUGAACUGGGAGAAAAGCUUAGUGGAGAUGAAAAUAUUGUAAUAGCCAAGAUGGAUGCCACUGCCAAUGAUGUACCACAACCAUAUGACGUCAAAGGAUUCCCAACUCUAUAUUGGGCACCAAUGAACGGCAAGUCAAGUCCAAAGAAAUAUGAGGGUGGUCGUGAGGUUGAUGAUUUUGUCAAGUUCAUUAAUAAGGAAGCGACAAGAAAGCCUGUCAACACCGGAGGAAAGACCGAGUUGUAAAUCCACCUGUAAACAGAAUUUAUCACCUGUAGACAUUCAUUUAAUUCAUGGGAUAACUAAUAUGACAAAUUUAAGUAUAUUACCUAUGUUAAUGGAAGAGUUUUUAGUAAAACUAGAUAUAUUCAUGAAGGUCACUCUUGCGCAGAUCUUUUAAUCGAGGAAAUCAUGUAAUUGAAAGUCCUCCUGGUUUUUCAUUUUGAAAGAAGUAGAAAAAUGAAAUAAAUGAGUUGAUGAAUUAGAAUUUAAUUGUAUAUUCCAGAUGAGGAUGUUUCAAUAAAAUUAAUCACACACAAAAAAACAACUCUGUGGUGUGUUUUAAAGCUCUCACUCAUUGCAGUGUACAAGAAAAUACAAGUUAUUUCCAUAUUAAAAUAGGCUAUUCUAAGAUUCAUGCACUCCGAACAUAAUUAUUCCAAUUAUGUAUUGGGGGAUAAUUAUUCAUUGGCCUUCUCUUCUCACUAGGCAAACCCAACUGGAUUCUAUAAUCACAGUUUUGAAAGUUCAAACAUGUUAUUUUUAUAGGAAUUUGCAUUAACAAUCUUCUAAAAUUAUGAUGAGAUAGCAAUGUAUCUUUCUGCAAUGAAAUCAAUGUCUAAUUUGAUUACCUAUUCAUUUCAUCUAAUGUAUAAUGUCUAUCUCAGUCAGAAUGUUAAAACUUGAUUAUGAAGAUUGGAAUAUCACUUAGGUAGUACUUGAAAUUUGAAUUUAUGUUCACAAGUAGGACUUGUCUAAUAUUUUGACCAAUAUAUUUUUUAUUCUGUAUGUAUACUUUUCAUGUUUCAUGUCUUUAUCAAAAGAAAAACUCUCAUCUUGUUUUCUUCUUUCUUGAUUUCACUCUCUGUUCACUUAAAAGUUUGAGCAACAAAUAUAUCAUUUAUCAUUUUCAUAGCUUGAGUAUUUUUUUUCAUAUCAGAAUCAUUUUAUCAGACCUCUACAAGAUGACUAUCCACAGUCAUGAAACUUCUCAUAUUGAGAGCCGAACAUGUUUUGAAUAUGUAUGCUUUAAUCGUAUAGAAUGCAUUGGUUUAAACCUGUAAACGUUUGUUGCCUCAGUCAUUGUGAAUGAUUAUGCAGUGGGAUUCAAUUCACUUGCAUAUGUAAAGACCCUUUUUUUUCACACUCCAAGCAAAGAAGAUCUUGGUUGUAUGUUUUUUUUCUGCUCGAAGCAGAUGGUAAUGCAGUCGUUCUGAUUUAACAAAUAUAACACUCUAAGUGGAUAUACAGGUUCAUUAACUAGAAUUAUAAAAGUGUCAUGUGGACAAGAUAUGUGAAUUAUGUUGGGUAAUUGUUCUUUUCUCUUUUGUUCUUAUUUUGUAAUCUAGUACUGCUCUUGAACCUUCUAAUAUUCCUGUGGAGGGUGUAGUGGUAGUACAUGUUUGUAUGUUUCCAGACUUAUGAGUUUCCACGAAAAAUCUCUUAUUUAUUUCAUGUACCAUUUCAGUUUAUAAAGUUAUGUGUGUAGAUUUUUUCCUUGUGAGGCCUGAAUGGGGGAUGUUUUUAAUAUGUCGUGCUUGAAGCAAUACUGGUGUUUGAAAACAGUUAUUGUUUUAUCAAAGAUUUGUGUACACCCUUUUUUGGAGGAUUAGUACGGUCUUUUAUGUUUUAACUUUCAAAGAGAGCAUAUUUGAUACUAAAUUUGUAUGUUUUGUGAUUGCAUUUGUUGGAAACAAAAUAAUUGAAGAAAAAUAAAUGAUUAAUUAUACAUGAUA
Lytechinus variegatus (green sea urchin) is the source of this 3242-nucleotide messenger RNA. RefSeq names its product protein disulfide-isomerase A3-like (gene pdia3). Gene Ontology annotation, molecular function: protein disulfide isomerase activity. NCBI's taxonomy places the organism in Eukaryota, Metazoa, Echinodermata, Echinoidea, Temnopleuroida, Toxopneustidae. The record is from RefSeq and is a predicted model, not a curated record. Gene Ontology annotation, cellular component: endoplasmic reticulum. Bases 76 to 1533 code for a protein of 485 amino acids. Gene Ontology annotation, biological process: protein folding; response to endoplasmic reticulum stress. The transcript is spliced from 13 exons.